AUGGCCGAUAACAGCGAUGGCUAUGUCGAGGUUUUCGACGAUGAGGAUUUUCUAGAGCUACAGGCACCCUCUCCCAGAAGCAACAAUAAUUCUGGGCAACUAUUUCUUCCAAAUCCAUCUGCACCAGCUGCUUUUCCCACACAUCGGAGAGCUCAACACGUACCUCGUUACCCGCGAAGACAUCCGGCUGUGUUCUCGCCUCAGCAAUCACAACAGCCACCUGAGCCUGCACCCGUCAUCGAUCUCACCGAAGAGCCGGAUUCUCCCGUCCUAUCACGAGCCGGCUUUGCACCAGCGGAGGCUGCUAUACCUGCUGCAAGGAACCCACGAAGGACGAACUCGCAGCGAAUAUCACCACCGCAAUUGGCACGAACCGACGGCACAUUUGUUGGUCGCACAGCAAGCGUGAUAGACCUUACCGUGGACUCGCCCGAAGAAGAACGACAGUCGAAUUAUGCAACAAGGGCGCGCGUGAUCCCGCUCGCAGACGAGUUGAUUGAGCUGGAAAUAAUAAGUCAGCGACCAGCUCUCGGAGGGCUUCCCAACUUUGCUGCUUUUGGCCCGUUAAGGAGACUGGCCGGUAUUUUUGGUGCAAGUGCCGGAUUCAACCCGCCCAAUCUCGACAUAUCUCGCAACGCCUUUGCCCAACCGCCCACUCCCAAACCACCAAUGGAGACACCUCCGCCUACUCGGGAGGGGUUCUCCCGAAAUACAUGCACCGACCCUGAAGAGUCAGAACGAGUCGUCAUUUGUCCGGCAUGUAAUGAAGAACUGGCCUACGACCCGACAGGCACAGUAACAGCGAGCUCAGUUGGUAGUUCUAAAGGAAAACGUAAGCGAUCGCCUGGAGAGCAUCACUUCUGGGCUGUGAAGAAGUGCGGACAUGUAUACUGUGCCGAUUGCUACGAAAAUAGAAAGCCAUCCAAAGCAAACCGUGACGGCGCGGGUUUUCGUGGUCCUAAUGGGCAAGCCCCGACUGGCACGAACCCUGAUCUCCGAUGUGUGGUCGAGGGCUGUGACAGCAAGGUGGCUACCAAAACAGAAUGGGUGGGAAUUUUCCUUUGA
This is a messenger RNA of Fusarium sp. VM40, 1065 nucleotides long. The record is from the annotation of a GenBank genome assembly. NCBI's taxonomy places the organism in Eukaryota, Fungi, Ascomycota, Sordariomycetes, Hypocreales, Nectriaceae.